CGUCGAAUACAUUCUCUGAACGAACACAUUAUGAAAAGCUUGUUUUACUUACAUUGGUUAACCUAAAUUUUAAAAGUAUUCUUUGAGCACCGGUAACGUAACCACCUAUCGCAUAAUGUUCCCAGGUCGGGCCCUGAUCGGAUUCCCGAUCUUCAAGGCGGAUACGCGGUUACACCAGCAGCGGAGAAUGUCGGAGCAAAGGCUACCCUACCAUCGCAGGCCAGUGCCCGUGAAGCUUCAGGAGCGGAAGGACUCUUGGACCGAUCUGAAGAGACCGCCCUUUCUGCUGGUCAAGAGCUUCCUGAACUUGCGCCACAUGGACGCCGACUACGGGAAGGAUAUCUCGCGAGUUACGGAGGAGCUAAGUUUCCAGCCACACCGCACUCUCUUCAUCAAUAUCCUUCAAUUGCCGCAUCGUCGCUUUCCGGAAACGGACAGCUUUGCGGAGAUGAUGGUUAAAAAUCCGCUAUCCCCGGACUCGGCACCGGAGCCGUGAGUGUGGGUAAUCAAGUUCAUUGGAAA
Molecule: messenger RNA, 522 nt
Organism: Drosophila suzukii
Lineage: Eukaryota; Metazoa; Arthropoda; Insecta; Diptera; Drosophilidae
Source: RefSeq, a predicted model, not a curated record